CAAGAAUCAUCGUACUAUGCAGCUCAUACCCUGACCAUUUUUCAUUAGACCACUCAUUGGGGGAUUGCUCUCCCGAUCAGCAGUCUGGCUCGGGCCUAUGGAAUAGGUAUGGCGAUAUGGCUGUGUGUUGUCGUCCAGCUUACGCUGAAGACCGGCCUGAUCCUGUGCUCCCCCUGCAUGAUAUUGUUCAUCAGAGCAGCUGCUCCCAAUCGCGCCUCGCUCGGAACGACCAAUGGAAUCGUUAUGGUGGUUGUCGCAGUAGCAAAGAUAAUCGGCCCGGCAUCUGCAGCUUCACUCUUCUCUUAUUCAUUGCAGGCGCAUGAUGUGUGGUCAAUAUACUUCUUUAUUGCAAUUGCAUUUCUCGCUGUAAGUACUGCUCUAUUGCUUCCCCGUGAUCCGAGUGUAUGGGGAAUGACUGUGUACAUUAUGAUCUGGUGUAUCAACUAUGUCCAUUGUAAGUACACAACCGCUUGUGACUUCCUGUGCCAACUUGCUUCCCUGACAGUGACUUAGCGAGUCCAGACUGGUUACGAGUCUAGGUAGACGACACGAAUGU
This is a messenger RNA of Suillus discolor, 556 nucleotides long. RefSeq lists its product as uncharacterized. Lineage: Eukaryota; Fungi; Basidiomycota; Agaricomycetes; Boletales; Suillaceae. The record is from RefSeq and is a predicted model, not a curated record. Bases 109 to 513 code for a protein of 134 amino acids. The transcript is spliced from 2 exons.